AUGACGAUGUUAGCAGAAUUGAAGAAGUACUCCAGACAGUCCGUUGUUGGGGGCGUGUCAGGGAUCAUUGAGAGUCUAAAGGGUCCUGGUCUUGAAAUUGUGAGGGCUUUGAGAUUCACAGACCCUGAAGCAAAACCAGGAGAGUAUCUGGAUGCCCUUAAUUGUGCUUUUGGAUCUGCAGAGUCUGGAGAAGAUUUGUAUUUUUCCUUUCGGUUAAUACAGCAAAAGUCAGGGGAAAAACUGUCAGACUUUGCUAGGAGAUUGGAACCAUUUUUAGCCCGUGUAGUCCAGAAAGGUGGCAUUAUGGCCAAGGACAUGGACAGGGUGAGAGUAGAACAAGUGCUCAGAGGUGCUGUUGGUGCAGACCUAAUGUUGUUACAGUUGCGUCUCAAGGAGAGGAGAGAAAGACCCCCAAAAUUUUUGGAUUUGCUUAGUGAGAUCAGAGCAGAAGAGGAAUAUGAGAGGUCUCGCCAUAAGGUAAACCCUCGUGUGCGUCAAGUGAAUGCCCUAGAGAAUGUAGAGUCAGACAAUGUUGCCAUACAAGGCCUGAAAGCCGAACUGAAGAGUUUGAAAGAACAAAUGGCUGGGCUAGCAGAGCAACCUAGGAGUAGAGCAGAGGAUGCCCAAUCACUCUUGCUGCCUGUACUACAUUCGGAUGACAAAGGCUAUUCAGAAGCCGUGGCGUUACAGAAAAAUGUUAACCGUGUAAAACGUAAGAUCCAGCAUUUGCCAGUGAGAGACACUACUGCCCGAGUGGCCAUGACCAAACCUCACACUGCUGUUGAGGCAAAGCAGGUGAGCAGCAAAGAAGAUGACUAUUUUUGCUACAGAUGUGGGGAGAAUGGGCAUAUUGCCACAAAGUGCACCCUACCUGAAAAUGAAAAGAAAGUCAUUCAGAAGCUGAUUGCCUCCCUGAGGAAAACCUAAAGAUAAUCGGAAAUCUGUAUCAAGUGAUCAGGCCAGUAAAAAGCAUCCUUGUUCUGUACGUAGGCAUGCUGUGAACACUCUGAACAUUGUUCCAGUACCGGAGGGACUCAUAGGCCCCACACCUACCAUCCCACUGCACAUAAAUGAUCAGCUCUGCACCGCUUUGUUAGAUAGCGGGUCACAAGUGACCAUUAUCUUUGAAGACUGGUACAAUCGGCACUUGUCUCAUGUUCCUAUUCAGCAGGUGUCAGGGUUCGCCAUUUGGGGCCUUAGCGAUUCUAGCUACCCAUACAGGGGCUAUGUGGUGGUAGAUGUACAGUUCCCCAAAGAACUUACUGGUUCCCCUGAGACAUUAUCUGUACUGGCACUGAUUUGUCCUGGUCCCAAAACCCCCGAUCAGACCCCAGUUAUAUUGGGAACUAAUGCCAGUCUGUUUAAAAGACUCGCUUAUUUGUGCAAGCAGACAUCAAAAACCAAGUUAGCUCAGGUCCUUGGCGUGAACUGUGUGCUGGAUGCCAAUGAGUCCGAUUCUCCUGGGAGAGAACGAGUUGCUACGGAGGACAGUGUGGGUCUGGUGAGGUGGAUGGGCCCUGGCAGCCUGGUUAUUCCUCCUCUACAGAGUCGCUAUGUACAGUGUCAAGUGGAUCUGUGUGGUUUGGAGCUCAAGUGCGCAGUGCUAAUAGAAGCAAAUGAGUCUGUCCCACUGCUUCAAGGAUUAAUGCUUCAGCCUGUUGUCGUACCAGUGUCUGCCAUUGAUGCCAACAGUUUCUGUCCUAUUGCAGAAUGAAAGCAUGAAAGAGAUAACUUUGCAAGAAGGUAAACCUAUUGGACAAGUACAACUCACAGAGGUUGCAGCACCACCUUUAAGCACCAAAGCCCCAGAAAACAUAGACGCCAAUCUAAUUGACUUUGGUGACUCUCCCAUUCCAAGUGAGUGGAAGGAGAGGCUCAGAAAGAAAAUAUGUAGUAAAAGACAAGUAUUUUCACUGCAUGAAUGGGAGGUUGGACUGGCAAAAGGAGUGGAACAUCAUAUCCGUCUGUCAGAUCCACGACCAUUCCGUGAGCACUCUCGACGCAUAGCACCUGCAGACAUCGAAGAUGUACGGAGACAUCUCCAGGACCUUCUGGCCGCAGGCUUAAUCCGAGAGUCGAGAAGCCCAUAUGCGUCACCCAUUGUAAUUGCACGGAAGAAAAAUGGUCACAUUCGAAUGGGCAUAGACUACAGGACACUUAACAGUAAAACCAUACCAGACCAGUAUACAACUCCACGUAUUGAUGAUGCCUUGGACUGUCUGGCUGGGAGUCGUUGGUUUUCAGUACUGGACUUGAGAAGCGGCUAUUACCAGAUAGAGAUGUCUGACCAAGACAAAGAGAAGACUGCCUUCAUCUGCCCUUUGGGUUUUUAUCAGUUUGAAAGGAUGCCGCAGGGGGUCAUGGGAGCGCCGGCUACCUUUCAAAGAUUGAUGGAGAAGGCAGUAGGUGAUAUGAAUCUGCUGCAUGUACUGGUUUAUUUGGAUGACUUGAUUGUGUUUGGAUCCACUUUGAAGGUGCAUGAGGAGAGACUCCUUCGGGUACUUGACCGACUGGAGGAUGUGGGCUUAAAAGUUUCACUAGACAAGUGUCAAUUUUGUCAGCCCAAAGUUAGAUAUGUGGGUCACAUAGUAUCAGCAGACAGCAUCGCUGCAGACACAGAUAAGAUUGAAGCAGUCACACGAUGGCCCCAGCCAACCGAUCUGAAGUCUCUCAGGUCAUUUCUUGGUUUCUGCGGCUACUAUCGCCGUUUCGUCGCAGGCUACUCAUCCAUAGUCAAACCAUUGACUGACUUAACCAAGGGGUACCCCCUACCAACAAACGCAAAGUGAAAACCCCCAAACAGGCUGAUGGGAAGUUCAAACCCCAGAUCUAUUUCUGUGAGUCAGAACCCUUUGGUGAUAGGUGGACUGACAAAUGUACGAUAGCUUUCCGCGAGAUCGUUAAUCGCCUCACAAAUGCACCCGUCCUAGCUUUUGCAGACCCAAACAAGCCCUACGUGCUACAUGUAGAUGCAAGCCUGAGUGGGCUUGGGGCUGUUCUGAAUCAGGAGCUCCCUGAAGGGUUGAGGCCGGUGGCUUUUGCGAGUCGUGGGUUGAGCACAGCAGAGAAGAACUAUCAUAUCCACCAGUUGGAGUUUUUGGCUCUUAAGUGGGCUGUCGUGGAUAAGUUCCACGAUUAUCUGUACAGAGUGAAGUUCACUGUAAGAACAGAUAAUAACCCGCUUACCUAUGUGCUUACAUCAGCAAAGCUCAAUGCCACUGGUCACCGGUGGUUAGCAGCCCUGGCCACGUAUGAUUUUGAAAUACAGUACCUUCCCGGAAGGAGCAACAUUGAUGCCGAUCUGUUGUCAAGGAAAGAGACCAGGGGUGAGACUGAGGCUUGGAAAGAGAUAUCCCAGACUGAAGUCGGAGCCAUUUGUAAAUGUGCGAACGUGCAAGAUUUACCUGAUAAUUCACCUGAGAGAGCUGUAUGUUUGGCAAGCAAGCUAAGAGUACCAGCUGAUGGUAUUCCCCCACUUUAUGCUUUCCCUGCUCAGUUGGAAUUGGGACAGCUGCAACAGCUGACGGUAGAAGACCUGAGAAACGCUCAAUCAGAGGAUAUUGUCAUUAGUGAAGUUAGAAAAUUUGUGCACUCUGGAGAAUAGCCCACAGAUGUAACAAAACUGCAUCCAGAUGUGGCACUGAUGAAAAGGCAGAGCAGCAAGCUGAUGGAGAAAGGUGGGUUGGUGUACAGAGUCACCCAGAAGAACUCUGAUGGAGAAAUUCAUCAGAUACUUCUUCCGGAAAAGUUCAGAGAGCAGGUGAUCAAGUCAGUUCACGAUGACAUGGGACACCUGGGGGUAGAGAGAACUCUUGAGCUGGUCCGGAACCGAUUCUACUGGCCUAGAAUGUCACUGACCAUAGAGCUGUAUGUAAAGAAUUGUGGGAGUUGUGUUGCAUGGAAGAGUCCUUGUAUACGUGCAGCCCCACUUCACCAGAUUGUAACUAGCGGUCCAAUGGAACUAGUGUGUAUUGAUUUCUUGUGCCUUGAACCAGAUUCAAAGGGAUUUUCCAACAUCCUUGUAGUCACAGAUCAUUUUAGCCGCUAUUCCCAGGCUUAUCCAACUAAGGAUCAAAGAGCAGUGACUGUGGCCAAAACACUAGUCGAGAAGUUCUUUGUCCAUUAUGGACUACCCUCUCGCAUCCAUUCUGAUCAGGGCCGCGAUUUUGAGAGCAGGCUGUAAUCCACGAACUCCUGAGAGUCUUGGGGAUUCGCAAAUCAAGGACCACACCCUACCACCCCCAGGGUGAUCCACAGCCUGAAAGAUUUAAUAGAACUUUAUUGUCUGUUAGGAACGUUGGGGUCUACCCAGAAAAGACAAUGGAGCCAGCAUGUAAGCCAACUUGUACAUGCAUACAACAGCACCAAAAAUGACUCAACUGGUUACUCUCCUUACUUUCUUAUGUUUGGGAGGAAGCCAGACUUCCUGUGGAUGUCUGCUUUGGAGCAGAGGAAAGGGAGGGAGUCAGCCAUCACCGCUAUGUGGAGGAACUGCGCCAAGACUUACAGAAUGCCUAUGAGCUGGCCACCAAAGCAGCAAGUCGAGUGCAUCUGCGGAACAAGAGAGGCUAUGAGAAGCUGUUACGACCCCAAGUGCUGGACACUGGUGAUAGAGUCUUACUGAAGAAUUUGGGCCUCAAAGGAAAACACAAACUACAGAGUAGAUGGAGCUCAUUACCAUAUGUCAUAGUAGGGAAGAUUCCUGACCUGCCAGUAUAUCAUAUCAAACCUGAAAGUGGAAUGGGUAGAGUGAGAACUAUACAUCGUGAUCACCUUUUACCCAUUGGAUGCCUGGUUAGAUUACCAGGGGAUGAUACCUUGGUCCCAGUAACCAGUCCAGUGACACGAAGCCACAAGAAGGUGCACCAGACAGAGAACCAAAGUCUUGCAUCUGCAGAAGUACCAACGUCUGGAACUGGAGAUUUGGUUUCCGACUCAGAGGAGGAGAUGGAGACUCAAUGUUUGUGGGGAGAGAAAAAAACACUGUCGACACAACCACUCCCUGUUGGCGAGAACAGAGACCUCCCAACGACGGAGUUGCAACAUAAUGAGAUUCUGAUUCAAGAAGAGGGUGAGCAAGACAUUACUUUGGAAGUAGAAGAACCUCAGGAAGGGAGAGAGUUAAGUGAAAACUCACCAGUUCAGACUCUAGAAAGGGAACGGCUAGAAAUCCCAGAUCCCAUCAAUCAGACUGAAAGUGAUUACCCAAAACGGGAAAAACGACAAGUUAAGCCUGUCAUUAGAUUGACUUAUGAUGAGGUUGGGAAAUCUAGAGAUCAACCUGUAACUAUAGUCCAUAGGGGGAUCAUCAUUAAGAUUGGAUAGAUGAAAAAUUAUGCCCUUUCUUCUUAACUAGGCUUCAUAGGGACAUGAAGACCAUUAGAAGGGGGAGAGUGUAGCCCUUUAAAAGGAAUUAAAUAAUAAGUUCUGGUACAUAAGUUUGAUAAAUAAAUAAUUAUACAAUAGUUGGGUUUAUAGUUUUAUAAAAGUUGACAUUUCCGGUUUUCUUAGUUAGAUUGGAAGGUACUAGUUUGCCAUGUGCACAGUGCAACCAAGUCUACCUUGCCUGUCAGUAACCCUCUGUGCCUCACGCGAUUUGACAGAUCAAUAUGUAACCUGUACAAGCCUUUAGUGAUUGGUUCGGUGGGAGGGGGCGGGGGAGAGAAAGAAAAAAAAAAGACGGGAAUGAACGAGAGAGAGACCGGGAGAGCGUGUGUGUGGAGCAGCGACGGCACUACAAACGACAUUUUCCAAGGUUUUUGGAGAAAAAUAAGUUCAUUACCUGCCCUAGGUUGUCGGUGUGAUAGCCCUGUGUGAGUGGGUGACUUUAUCUGCCAAACGCGGUCGGCUAGACGGCAUUGAAGCAGCACGGAACUGCCGUAUGUUUUGCCCGUGAGUAGCUCAGCUUCCAGUUGUAGGCUAGUGAGUUCCAGUACAGUUACUGUGUAGUCUGACUAGCAUCGAAGUUGACUAAAACAGUCAGACGUUCGUCCGUAUCCAGUAUCCUAUGCCAUUAAUGAGGGACUGUUAUCACUGCAACGGGAGAGCAGUCACACACUGAGAGGAGGGGGUCGGAGCCGUUCGUUAGUCCUGGCCGGUAGAAUCUUCGACAGCCAAAGCAUCCUCCAGCGGGGUCGGAGCCCCGGGUCGUGAGUAACGAACCUUCCUCCCGAACUACUGAAACAAGAUAACUUAAAGCGCGAAACAUCACAUUUUUAUUUCAUUUUGUUGGCUCUACGGAGUGAAACGGCCAGUGUGUUUACUGUUUUAAGGCCACCACGCACCCGAGCCACGAAACAGGCCUGCAACCGGUUCAUUGGGUACAUUGGGUUUUAGCCGGCAUAGGCAUAUGCAUUGCAUGCUAGAUAUAUGAAAACAAAUGAUUUGUUUCAUUUAGUUAUUACUGCACAAAGGUAAAGGUGUGUAUUUUGUUCAUCUUGGGAGUAUGGUUAAGUGUUUAUGGUGAAUUGUACAUUGUUUACAUAAUUGCUCCACUUGUCCUACGUUGUUAAACAGAACCAAAAAGGGGACAAGAAGUAUUUAAACUGAUAACCUUGCAAAGAAUUAAUCCAGAGAGAGAAAAUAAGCAGCAAUAAACUGAAUUACAGUUUGAA
Pygocentrus nattereri (red-bellied piranha) is the source of this 6614-nucleotide messenger RNA. Its product is annotated as paraneoplastic antigen Ma3-like. The record is from RefSeq and is a predicted model, not a curated record. Gene Ontology annotation, molecular function: zinc ion binding; nucleic acid binding. The coding region runs from base 1 to 927 and encodes 308 amino acids. The transcript is spliced from 2 exons. Lineage: Eukaryota; Metazoa; Chordata; Actinopteri; Characiformes; Serrasalmidae.